Messenger RNA from Cornus florida, 2892 nucleotides. RefSeq lists its product as uncharacterized. The record is from RefSeq and is a predicted model, not a curated record. Bases 597 to 2591 code for a protein of 664 amino acids. NCBI's taxonomy places the organism in Eukaryota, Viridiplantae, Streptophyta, Magnoliopsida, Cornales, Cornaceae. The transcript has 4 exons.
GCAGCUAUGAAAUCAAAACUUUUGAUGUGCAACUAUGACAGUAAUACUAAAAAAAAAACCUCAUACUACUAAUACACACUGUAUUACAGUAUAUCAUUUCAAACUAACUUUACUACUACAGCACCGCUAUGCUAUGAUAUGAUAUGAUAUGAUCUCUCUCACAAAGUCACACACACUCUCCUCCUCCUGCCUAGCUGCUAAAGUUAGGGUUCCCAACUUCCCAUCUACAUCUACAUCUACACAUCAAUUAUCUGGAUCAGAUCUGAUUUGAUUUGCAAUUUCCCAACAAAUCAACCCACAGGUACACUAUCAUGUAAUCAACCUCAUUUGUUCUUCUAAUUGUGCCUGUGUUGCGUAUCAUCAGCGCCACUGCCACUCAUCAAUAUCCUUCCUCCUAGCUACCCUACUCCGUCCACCUGUGAAAUCAAUAUUACUAUCCCUUUUUCACCCACCUCACCUUACUACUACUAGGGUUAGGGUUUUUCCAUUACGUACACUUCAAUUCUCCAUCAGAUCUCAAUCAUCACUCAAUUUCCCAUCAGAUACACAUUCUGUCUUCUUUCUAUUUAUCUAUCUAACACACCAAACUAGUGAUAAUGCCCAGACACAAUCGGACUAUGGAGGGUUUGAUUCCCGGAUAUUGCAAGAUCCGGAAAAGGGGUUGCUCCUCUUCUUCGUCUUCCUCUUCUGUGCUCCAGAAUUACCGAUUCAAGCGUGGGGCCAUUUUAGUCGGUAAACCUCGUGGAUCCAGGUCCAGCACCCCCGUCCCCACCUGGAGGACCACCGCCUCCACAUUACGCGCGCCAGACUCCCCUGUGUACGCUCCCUCCCAGACCGGAGGGGGGAAGUCCCGCCCUGUCUCAGCCAGGAAGCUGGCCGCUACGCUCUGGGAGAUGAAUGAGAUUCCGUCGCCCUCGCCCUCUCUCAGAGACAAUAACAAGUUGUUGAAGAAAGAUAUGAGGGUUAGAGACAGAAUGGGGGUGCCCAAGUCCGUUCGAUCGGGUUCGCUUCCUCCCCAUUUGUCUGAUCCAUCACACAGUCCUAUUUCCGAGAGGAUUGAUCAAUCUGGAACCGGUAGUCGCCAGAGACGGCCAUCAUCAAUUUCGCAGAGGCAUAGGCUUGCAGACCACAGUGUUGGAGUUUUGGAUUCUGUUAGCAGUGCCAGUUUAAUGGAGAUUGAGACUAGAUCACGAGGCCAGACUCCUUGUGGCUCCAUAGUUGGAGUUAAACCCCGUUUGAGGGAUGUCAGUAAUGCAUUGACGACAUCAAAAGAGCUAUUGAAAAUAAUCAACCGCAUUUGGGCUCAUGACGAGCAGACUUCGUCAAGCAUGUCCCUUAUCUCUGCCUUACAUGCUGAGCUUGAGAGGGCUCGUUUGCAGGUCAACCAGCUGAUUCAUGAACAGCGUUCAGACCAAAAUGAGAUUGAUUAUCUUAUGAAGUGUUUUGCUGAAGAAAAGGCAUCAUGGAAAAAUAAGGAGUGUCAAGUGAUUGAGGCUGCUAUUGAGUCUGUUGCUGGUGAACUCGAAGUAGAGAGGAAGCUGAGGCGACGAUUAGAGAGCUUGAACAAGAAGCUUGGGAAAGAAUUAGCAGACACAAAGGCUGUACUCACAAAGGCAGUGAAAGAACUUGACAGUGAGAAGAGAGCAAGAGAAGUAAUGGAACAAGUGUGUGGCGAAUUAUCCAGGGAUAUGGAUGAUGAUAAAGCUGAAGUGGAAGAAAUGAAGAGGGAGUCCGAAAAAAUUCAUGAAGAGGUUGAGAUGGAAAGGGAGAUGCUUCAAUUAGCUGACAUGUUGCGUGAGGAGAGAGUUCAAAUGAAACUUUCGGAGGCUAAACAUCAGUUUGAGGAGAAAAAUGCAGUUGUUGACAAGCUAAGGAAUCAACUUGAAUCUAUUUUGAGAACCAAACGAACUAAAGAAAAGGGGCGUGGUUCUCUAAAUCAUGGAAAUGAUGAAGAAAUCACAACCCAUUUAAGAAGUAGAGCUCGUUUUGUCUCCCAUCAGAGUGAAGGGAAGGAAAAGGAUGGAGAAGUGGAGGACGGGGUAGAUUGUGAAGAAGACUCGGCUGAAAGUGAUCUCCAUUCCAUAGAAUUGAACAUGGACAACAAUAUUAAGAACUACAAAUCUACAUAUUCUUCUGUGGCUGCUUGUGAUUCUAAGAGAGUUCCAAUUAAUGUUGAAAUCAAAGGAAGGAACUCUACUUCUGGGAAAGCACCAAGGAGAAGCACUUCUAUUCAAAGGAGCAUGUCAGAUGGAGUUGAAUGGAGCAUCCAAACUGAAAGCAUUCAGAACUCAGGAGAUGUAUUAGACCGAGAGAGAUUCUAUGAACUUGAGAGGCAAGCUCAAAGAAAGGGUUAUGGGGAUGAUAUGCUGAGAUAUAGGUCAACGAAGGGUCUUAGGGACCAGAUAUUGUCUAGUUCUAGAAUAGGGUCUGCUAGGGACUUUGCUAGUCCCACCCGGCAAUGGGGGCCUUCACGAGAUCCUGGAAAUGUUGUUCAGGAGAGACCUGCUAUAUUGCAGGGUAGUGGUUCAAAGUUGAGGCCAGUGGAAGCCAGAGGGGAAGUACCGAAUGCAAGAAGAUCAAAACGUGGCUGAGACAGAAUGCAUGUAGUUAUUUGAAAGAGAGAGUAGCGGCGGAACCCCUGGCUGAGAAAGAGAAACCAAGAAGAUGAAGUGGUGAAAUUUUAUCUUGUUGAUUUAUGCUUUGUACCAACUACUAAGAGCUGCUCUAUUUUAGCUGUUAUUGCUACAUUUACAUGAAAACUGUGGCUAAUUUUCACAGAAUUUUGUAGAAAGUUUGUGCUAAUCCAAGCGAGGUUUUCCCUGUACAAAAGUCCUACUGUAACUGAAAACGCUCAUGCUGCAAGUUCUUAUAUGUUUGCAGAUUUACAAGUCA